This is a messenger RNA of Porites evermanni, 11785 nucleotides long. The record is from the annotation of a GenBank genome assembly. NCBI's taxonomy places the organism in Eukaryota, Metazoa, Cnidaria, Anthozoa, Scleractinia, Poritidae.
CUGACAUUUGCAAGUUUAGAGGCAGGGUUUAUAUUUAUUAGCUCACGCGAUGAAGAUAAAUAGUACAGAAAUUAUGAAAAUUUAUAGUUUUACGUCGCAUGAAGAUUGAUUCGCUGAAUAUUUAUAGUUUGUCCGCGGAAGGAAGAUCAGAACAAAGACAGAGUGUUCCUCAAACUGCACAGAACUCGCCUUUCAAUUAACUACACUUUUUUGGUUCAUUGUCGACGGUGCAUUGUUUAGGAUUAACUUCAAGCUGACUUGUUUUGGUGAGAAGUUUUUCAGGUGAUGCAUGUGGAAGCCGUUUUUAUUAUUUUUCAUUCUAGAAGUGAUUUUUAUUUGUCAGUUGAGUUUAAUAUCUUUCCUACUUUUUUAACCGACUCACUCGCUCAGAGUGAACGACGGAGGCUUGUCAGUUGGCUUGUAAGUAACUUUUGAGUCUGUGGAUGAAAAACUAUGGUGUGACCAUUCAAGUGAAAUGUCUUUUGGCGUUAGUUCCACUCGGUACUAUUUAUUUAGUAUGUAGUUUUAACUUUUGAGUCUGUGGAUGAAAUCGUAUGGUGUUACCAUUCAAAUGAAACCUCUUCAGCAGUACUCUCACAUGGUACUAUUUAUUUAGUAUGUAGUUUUAACUUUUGAGUCUGUGGAUGAAAUCCUAUGGUGUUACCAUUCAAAUGAAACCCCUUGGGUAAUACGUUUACUUACUACUAUUUAUUUUUCAAUAUUUUGCAAGGUGAAAUUCGGAAAAUUUGCGGAAGUUUGACGAGUGAGGUUAUUGAGUUUCCUGUCGAUGGUUUUAGGUAGUUCCUUCCGAAGCCGAACGUCGAACUUUUCAUUGGACAAACUAAACUCUAAUUUGGGUCGACCUAAAUUAAGUUAAGAUCGUCUGUUUGGUCAAACGUCGAACAGGGAUGCGUCGAAGCAAUCAACUGAAUCAGACCAAAAAGCAAUUUUAGCCGAACGAGGCUAGAUAUACAUUAUCAUACAAAUUUUUUAUUUAUUAGUUUAGCUCGUUGCGUGUGAAGAUCAAUGUUUGUCCUGGAGACGAUCUUCUGACGUUCUGUCUGUCUGAAGCAAACGGAUAGAACGUGUUGGACGAUCCAAACUCAUCCUGAAGAACUUAACUGAGUCAGACGUCGCAAGUUUAGUUUGUGUCAUGAAAAGUUCGACGUUUGGCCUAGGCUUAAAAGAAGAGGUUAUAUCGCUCAGUCAUCUAGCACGUGGGAUUAAUGUAGACGGUGGGGAGGGGGUGGUGGGUGGGGUACUGUUCGUCGGAAGAUUUCGAAACAACCCUGAAAGGUACCAGCAUACCGUUUUGUUGGCUUAUCCCAAGUACAUUUUAACAUCUAGCAGGUACUAAAUAUCAGUUGAGUAGCUAAAACUUCCCGUCCUUUUUCCGCUCAAUGCGCUAAAAGGCCUUUAAAGUUCGUUUUAGAUUUAUCUCUUUAAGCCUCAAUAUCAACAUACAAAUUCUCCAGACGUUCUCGGUUCAUUUCCCUAAAGAAUCAGCUGGAAGAAUUUGAUAAAAGAUCAAACACUUUCCCUUUGGUGAUCAUUGUGUUCACCCUCAUAAGCUUUUCGCUUGAUAAUUAUUCUUAUUGUUAGGAGAAAAUCGGUGUUAGUCACUCUUGAGACAGCACCUUAAGCGCGCGUGUACCAACUCACAAAUUUUAAGGCCCGAAUACUUUCCUCUGGGACUCGUAGAUAAAUUUUAAAGGUGCUUGCUUUCUGUUGCAACCUCUUUUUAACUCCAUAGAUAGAUAAAUAUUUAAAAUCGAGGAAUAUGCCAAAUUUUGGAUUCGUAACUACUGAAAAAUAUUUAAUAAUACAAUUUGAGGGAUUUCUUCUUCAACCUUUUUUCUUGAAGACAAAUUUAUAACGCGGUUGUCAUGUCACUUCAACUUUUAAAUCUAUGGCCUAGUCAUUAAAUUUUAAGGUGAAACCAUUCAAAUGUAAACACUUACGCAAAUUUUUGCAUAUAACUAUUUAUAAUUAUUGCUUAGGAUUUAAAACAAGAAGAAAUUUGAAACCUUUGGGACAAUUUUUCUUUCGUUGAUUUUAGGAGCGAUCGUCACAAGAUUUUGUCUAACUCAAUAGUUUCAACAACCUAUCUCCAUAAUUUGACUAUGUAGUAAAAUUGCUGUAUCCUACGCUUAGAAGCUACCUUCAUGUCAAAUUUCUUUUGUAAUCUAAAUGAAAAAUACACUAGUCUAUUAUUUUGUUUCCGUGUCAAGAAGGAAUUUGUCGUAUUUUUUCAUGUACACGUCCAAAGAAAACUUGCCUUUGAAAAUGCGAGUUGUUCGAAUUUUCCUUGCGUGAGAAAAUGCUAUCUGUUUUCUUUAAAUUGACAGAACACGUAAGAACUCUUUUAAGUGUUUUUCGUUCAAUGACGAGACAAGUUUUGGCAGCUCCAAGGCUAUCAUCGGUCAAAAGUGACAGUUAUAAGGCGAUAUUAUAAUUUAAAUGAUAACAAUUACAAAAGACCAUAUGCAAAGAGUUAAGUGGUAAGAUUUUCUGGUCUAUUUACGAAAUUGAUACUUCAGUGGCGCGAGUUACUGGCCAAUUUGGCGCCAAUUUUUUGUUGAUAAUGUUUACGAUUUGAGCAAUUUCAUUCGUAACACAUGUGCACCUUUUUACCUGGUUGAUAAAGUAAAUUGGCCAUCGUAAAAGCAUUCGUAAGCUGACGUUUUGAGGGCAAGGUCUUUGUCACAGCGAAUCCUCUCAACCCAGUUGAUAAUAUCAAGUUUUCUAGCUAUAACUUCCCACGACGCAUAUUCACAGUUUCUUUUACAAACUAAGCCCUUUCAGGGUGGAUUUCCACUGUCGCGUUAUUCUAAAGUGCGUACGCGCGUAAAAAAAAUAGAGGCAGUGUAUGAAAGGUCGCGCGUAAAUGUAUCAGUUAAACUUCGCUCAACUAUUUCGUUUACGCGUGACACUUUUUAGAUUGCCUCUAUUUUAUUUUAUUUAAUGGCGAAAAAUUUAAGUACGUUCACACGUUAAAAAUCACGCGACAAUGGAAACCCACCUUUAUUGCUGUAUUCUAAACGUGUUUCCAGUUUUAAAGUAUACAAGUGUGCAACGCCGUUUUCCAUACACUGUAAUGAUAUGACAGGAGUUUGUCCAGCCGAAAAUCAAGGGCACGUUGGUGAUAAUUUUCCCUAUUCUCGUGAUAUCCACGUUUGCAUAGGCUGUGAUAUCUUAAGGAGAAAUCAGAUACCCAGUGUCACAGUUUAGCUGAGAUAUUGCUAAAGUGAAAAGCAGCUUGCAAAUUUUGGGGGCCCCGAAUGUUUCCCGCUCGCUAAGUCUUAUUUUCUGUUACAUGGCAGCCUUAAAUUCUUGCGUACUCAUCGAGUUGUGCGUGAUACAAAUUUCUUGUUCAUUUCUAAAUUCUAUUUAAAUUUUCACCCACCUCUCUGAAGGAGUGUUUUCCCUUGUAAACUGAACUUUGCUUAAGCCUAAAUCUGCACCUAUAUUUACAUUUCAGCCACGUCACUGGGAACGCCUUGAAAAGCCGAUUUAGAGGCCAAAAUUUAUAAACUUCGUCUAGGACUUAUUUAUCGCAGUUUCCAUCCUUCCGGUCUAGUUCUCGUGGUUAAAAAAGUUUUAGGUGAAAUUUUCCGAGUUUUACCCUUUUUUUAAACGGAUAGUUUUUCUUAGAGGGUUAGCGUGACACACUGAGGUGAGACGCAUUUUGCAAUAUUGAGUGCAUUAACCCUUACCAAUACUGAAUGUAAUUCUGUGCAUGGUAAUCAAAGUGCUCUGCCUUUGCGCGACGCUAGCACGCGUUUGUGAUCGUUGAACUACCCGGCUGAGGUUUUUAUACCCAAGCAUUGCAUUACACUUGUCUUUUUCCACACUCAGUUUCAUGGAGGGUCCUGGGAAUCUAGAUUCAGCUUCGAGCGAUCUAGCAGACGUUUUUAUGGAUUUUACGCUAUCCAAAAACGAGCCAGAUGACCGCGACAAAAACGAGUCUUUCGCCCCGUGCAAGUUCUCACGCAAAUCGUCUUCGUCGUCGUCGUCUUCCUUGUCGGAGGCGGCAAAACCGCGUAUGUCUGUGGAAAGUGAGGAGAGCGACAGCGGCGUGGGGUCGAACCAUUCUUCUACUACUGAGUGUGUUGUGUGCAACGACAAGGCGACUGGCUACCAUUAUGGCGUGUUCACGUGCGAGGGAUGUAAAGGAUUCUUCAAGCGUACAGUACAGAAGCAGUUGGAGUAUACUUGCAAGGGAGACGGAAACUGCGAGGUGAAUCAAAUCAACAGAAAUCGAUGCCAAUACUGCCGCUUUCAGAAGUGUGUGGCUCAGGGAAUGCUGAAAGAAGGUCAGUGUAUUUUUCAUUGACUACAGUCAAACUCCGCUUAAUAUGGACAUUAUCACGGACAGUUUGCUCUGUCUCUGGUGAAAGAAAGCCCUUACAUUUGCUCUAAAUUCAAUCCCGCUUAAUACGGACACGCUGUUAAUGCAGACACUUUCUAUGACCCCAUCAGUGUCCGUAUUUACGGGAUUUGACUAUAUUUGCGCAGUCUUUGUCGCUGUUUAAUUCAAGUGGAAACAUGCGUGGAGUAAGCUUUUUCAGGCCACGCGGUGAUUUCGGACGUUUUCCCGCCAGUGGAUCACGCAUGUGGCCCCACAUGUGGAGAAACGGUCGGAAAAAAAAACAGGGAAGUUUGUGCUUGGUCAGUGUAGCGGAAGUUUUUGCUUGUUAGUUUUUGCGUUGUAAUAGGGGCAUUGUGAUUGUGUUUUUAAUCUUCUGGUGUAUGUCAUUAGAUAAUCACAAAAUCCUCAGCUACAAGAAACCCCUGCUUGAACUGUUUGUUUUCAUUUCUGAAGUUGAGAGAUUCUAUUUUAAUAUUUACUUGGGAAAGACAGUUUUUUCAAUUUUUUACAAACCUCACUCGCGGAUUCCUUAUUGGUUAAGAGACAAAAAAAAUUCAGUUUUUUGGUUCGGCUGGUCAAGAAGUCGGUAAUAUUACGUGAAAAGCGAGGAAAUUUUGUCAUAAAUGACGUGUUUCUGGUUUAAAGGCUGUCCAAGAGAGUAUUUUUGACGAUGAUGUAUUCAUUAUUUUCACGUCUUAAGCGGAUUUUUACGAUGGUUAUGUAAUCAAAACACGUGGAGAGCUAGACAGCAUGAGGCUAUGCACAUGUAUGCUAACGAAGGAAGUUUUUACAGCAGAUUUUGUUUUCGUAAAUUAGAACUUCAAUCAAGUUUUUCACUUUAUAUGGGAAUGGCAACGAACGAUUUUACCAACAACAAACCGAUUUUGUGACUUAAUUUAAUAAUUAGAACAUGGCCUCAAAUUUUAUUCGAACAACUGAUUAUUUACUCAUCUUAUUUAUCGAAGUUCAACUGUAUACACUUUGCCCGAGGGAUGAUGCAACAAGCGGCCGCACCAACUGACGUAUAAUUUCAAGUUUCGACCGGACGAUUGCCCCAUGGCUCUAAAUUUUUGCGGAUUCUAAUUUUUAGGGGGUUUGAGGUAUUUUCCACGACCCUCAUACAAAAGACAAAAAUUUUGAGCGCGAAAAUUUUCUUCAUGAUCGAAAGUGGCACAGAAAAUGACUCGAUAACCGCCGUGAAUCAAUCAACUACAAACUAGAGAGAUUAAAGUUGUUUACCAUUUAAUAAUUUGGCAAAUCAGUCGGUUCACAGUCAGUUUCACGGAUUAGGCAAAUAGGAAGAAAAAUUCAGGACUGGUAAAUUUCGGGGGCACCCAACGAGAAUAUAGUUCAAAACCACUUAAAUAUAGUAUUGUUAAACGUAUUUUCGUAUUUAAACGGUAGAUAUAGACAUAUUUGUAUCCCCUAAAAAUUUUUCAUCUGUUUGGAUUUCCUUGCUGAAAGUCUAGUGAUUUCAGCCAGAAAAAAGGCUGCCGAAAAUUCUAGGUCACCUUUUUAGGGUAAAAAUCCGUUAAAAAUGGGCAAUUAUACCAUUUUUUAGAUGUUCGAAAAUUCUUAGGAGAGGCAGAGAAGCAAGAAAUUCGACAACAAAUGUUCCGAAAAUUCUAGAUCUUAAAUCGUCUUCCGAACAGAUAUUUUCCGAAAAUUGACGUCUGGUGCCCCUGAAAUUUCAUUCCGGAAUCGUGUUUACCAUUUACAGAAAUGCACAAGUUCCUUUUACCGAAAAACGGCUGCGAAAGCCUGAAACUGGCAUUAAAGAUGGAUUUUAACAAAUGGAACAGGAAUUUCUGUUUGAAACAUUUCGUCCUGAAAAACCUGACUUCCUUUUCAAAUGUUCUGUUUCUCCCGGAAAUUUUCCACUGAAACGACACGGGAAGCCGUGUUCCGUUUACCUUUCAACCGCAUUUUUCCGGAAACCUUUAGUAAAUGGUUAACGAGCUUAGAAUCACGUUUACGGUAAGCAGCAAACGUGAAAUUUAAGUUUUACAAUUUCUAAAAUUAGGAAAUAAGCAGAUAAAACUGUCCGAAAUAAUUUAACCUGACAUUCAGCUGAUUCAUUUUUGUCUACGCAUAAUGGGCAGUAAACGACGACGUUACUGCCAGGGGAAACUUUGUUACGUUGUACAAAUUGACGUUUGUCGUUUGCGGUAAACAUUUGUGACGUCAAGAGAGAGAAGAAGUGUGACGUCACGUUACCAUGGUAGCAAAAUUUUUGGAUGACAACCAAAGGGAGCUUAGGCAACAACAGCAACGAGAACGGCAAAGAGCAGAUAAGUUUGUAUUAGUAAAACAACUACUCUGCACGUGCAUCACGCUUUUUGCACAUUUUUCAGCCAUCGUUGCACUGCGACAUGAAACUUCCUAAUUUACAGAGUAGGUGAAUACAACUCAAAAAGUAAUUUUCUCUUUUUUUUGGGUUCGAUGAUGACAAUUUUAGCGUCUUUGUACCAAUGCCAGGGGAAAGGUGUAGGUAUCGUUGCCUAGGAAAAAGCUGUGACGGUAGCCUGCAGAGAAGGCGUUAUUUUUCCGCGUUUUUCAGGCGAGCAAGAGCGAGGUAAAUCUUCCUUCCGUCGCGAGUCACUCGCGCUCCGCGCCCGCACACGUUCGUCUCGCGCGAGCCCUCGCUCGCCUGAAAAAUGCAAAAAUAAAUAAAUAAAUAACGGGGGUGGGGGGAUGAGAAAGGAGCGCUGACGUUUUCUCGCCUCCCCGGUCCGACCUGAGAGCUUGCUCCAAGGGUAUCGGCAUCGUACCCGUAGGAAUAUAUCGCGAGGGAAGUGUAAUAGUGCGACUUCGGACCUUGGGGGACUCCCAGUCUUGCCAUGGGGUGUAAAUUGCAGAUUUUAGUCUCACUUAAGGUGUUCAGAAAAGAAAGCCGGUAAUUCACAGCAUUGUUCUUCCCUGGGUAUUUUUAGGUGUCAAUUACCUUGUUAAUCCUUGUAGAUCAAUUCCUUGAUCUUCUCACUUCGUUCCUUUACAGCUGUGCGAGAGGAUCGGACUCCAGGGGGAAGACAUCGGCAUAAAUCGCUUCAAGAUCAUCGCCCUAAAAAGCAACGUGCCCGGGAAGAACCCACCACAAACGGGACCGUCGUAGAUGGAGAUGACCAUACCGACAGCUCUGCCGGUAGACAGCCAGACACGCCGGUCAAUCAGCAGGAAGUCAUGGCGUUCAUUGAUAAGAUUCGCGAGCGGGCGACUGAUAUGCCUGAUAUAGCCGGUCAUACGGUGAAGGGGGAAGAUGGGAAGUCUCAAGACGUGAAGAAGCUGAUGCAGUUGGCGUAUCAAGAACUCUACCAGGUGAUCCAAUGGGCCAAAGAUGUGCCCGGCUUCAAGGAUGUCGAGUUAGAGGACCAAGUUACCCUGAUCAAGGCUUGCUUCAUGGAUCUUAUUGUUUUCCGCCUCGCGUACAGGUCCGUGCCGUGCGAUCCAAUGUCACUAAGGUUUGGUCAGAACCUCAUCCUGGAGAAACACGAGGUUACCGAUUUUGGCUGGACGGAAGACCUUGUUGAUACCAACCUCGAGUUCACUGACAAGCUGCGCAGUUUGAACCUGGACCCGAAUGAAUUUGCGUGUAUGUGCGCCCUUGUUCUUCUGUGUCCAGGUAUGUAAGUUAUCUUGAGGUAUUAGAUCUGUUAUAAACCGGUUCGUUUCAAAAAUUUGUUUCUCAAAUAAUAGAAUUCCCGAAAAUAAAAAUUACACCAGGCUAUCAGGCUAUCUACUGCGCACUAAUUUGCUCUAUACUAGAGUGCGCCUCCGCUACCUUUGCUGACUUACCUAAGUAUCUUGCUUGGUAUCUUGAGAACCUGCAAAAAGGGGCCUUCCCAUCAUUUGGCCUGGUAUUUCGUAUGAAACAGCACUUGACAAAGCUACAUUAUCCACUCUUUCUGACCGUCGGGCAGUCUCGUGUAUUAAAUUUGUAGGUAAGGUUCGGCCAGGUAACCCGUUAUACCCCCUAAUGCACAACAGAGUGGUACUUAUGUCUACCGGUGUGUGUCUAAGAUCAGGGAGUUCUAGCAGGCCCUUGGCCACAAGGACUGAACGUUUCUCAAAUUUUGUUAGUGUUAAAUAUCAAUCUUGUCAAUAAAUGUAGCGUAUUAGUAUAUAUUUAAGCAAUAGAAAACGUUUUCCGUGUUUGCAUAGCCUGAUAUAAACACGAGAGGGGUUGGGAGAAUUCGAGACGGCAGUUAUGCAAACCCGAGACGAAGUCGAGGGUUUGCAUAACUGUCGAGAAUUCUCCCAACGCCUCGAGUGUUUAUAUCAGGCUAUGCAAACACAGGAAAAAAGUUUCUAUCGCUUUUAUAAAAUAACUUUCCCGAGAAAAAAACGCAAAACUCUUUGUAUGGCACUAAUUAAAAGAGAAAUUCUUACCAGUCGCAAAUCUUGUCCACGAAGUCUUGCACGCGUAAUCAGUUCUUGUUUUGCAAAAAGAUGCUUUGCAAAAUACGGACUUUCUCGCUUAAAAUGUCAGCAUAAGCGAAGAAAAAUUGACACACAUUCUUUCAGCCGACGAAGGAAUAGGUAAAUAAAGUAAACUUUUUGAGUUUUGAACUCGAAAACUUUUUCAAAUUCGUGCUUGCGUGAUUAACGCGCGAAAAGCCAAACAACUUGACGCCACAACCAUGUUUACAUACUCUCAUGCAAACACUCCUCUCGGCCAAUCAGAGCGCGCGUACUAUCUUAGUUAUUUUAUAAAUCACAGCUUGUAAGGUAUCCUACAAUUCAGUCUUCUGACUGCAAAAGGGACAAUAAACAUUUGAUUUGAUUUGAUCAAGCGACACUUGAGCUAUCAAUUUUCACAGGCACAAAAAAGUCAAGAAUUGCAUAUUUCUGGCGUUCACUCGAAAACUACGAAUAAAAAAGAUUGGAACUGAAUUAUACUUAGAUUGUUAAUUUGUCUUUAAAUUCCCGGCAUUGUUGGUCAAUUCUUCCAUGCGAUAUAGAGGUGGAUUUUUUUGUGUAAUUCCCUUUAACUUGAGGCGAUCGCCAGAAUUCCAAAGUUAUUCCUUAGCACUGCAUUGCGCGUCCUCACUGCGCAUAAUUUUACGCGAGGUUAGCGUGCGCACGUUAAAACAUGAUGUAAAGAUUCAUUUUCUCUUAAACAAGUGUGGUGGCCUAUGGUUUUUUCUCUUUUUCCAAAAGUGGCAGUAGUAACUUACUUUCCGUAAAUUAUAUAUAGACUAUUUUCCAGUGCAGGAAAAGAAACAACCGUCAGAAACGUGUUCAAAGUAUGUAUUCGUAAAUAUAUUCAUAUUGGUAUUUUAAGGAAUCACUGCGUUUAUACAAGUUGCUCCUGCUCCUAAGCGAGUAUGUUGACCCCCAAUUUUAUUUCAAAAUUAACGUUUCUAUAGCGUAAACAACCCUUCGGUAAAGUUUGACAAAAAAAACACGGCAGGUUCUAUUUCAGAGUAAUGACCUUAAUAUGACAUUUUCGAACGAUUUUCAAUUAUUUUGGCCUGUGCAGGGGCUGCUUGAAAGGGAAAAGGGAAGUGCAUUUCUACUCGCGUGGAAUCGAAGCGCAUGGCUUCGACGUUCACAUUAGAGAGAUUAGGGACCUUUAGCAUCAGGUUUUUCGGGGGAAACGGCAAACCGCAAACCGCAAAAUGUCACGUGACCGCGUCCUUGCGGUCACGUUUGCAGUUUGCAGUUCACGUUUGAACCGCAGGAAGGGCUUCCAGCGGUAAGCUAUUUACGGCAAGGUUUUUUGCCACAAAAAAUGGUACAGCCUCGCGUUUAAAGGUAUGAACUAGCUUUUUGUAUCCGUUUGCGAUGUGUUUGUUGGAUUUUUGAUCUCGAAUCAAUGAAUUAUUGCUGAUUUUUGGGCGAUUAAAGUGAUGCACUUCGACUUGAUGAAAACAACAUGGCGGCCAUAAACAAUGAACGCGUAGUUCAAGUCAAUUUUAUAUUCCUUUCUGCCGUACUAACAAUGGAACGUAUUCUGUUCCAAUCCAGAGUUAAAUUUUUUUUUUUCUAUCUUGUUACUAAAUUCAUAACUUAACUCAGUCUCUGUCUGGUUCCUUUUUUUAACGUACCCGCAUAUCACUCCGCGAAUAUCAUUUUAUUUUGCUUAUUUCCUUUAGACUGGGGAGCUCAGGCUUCAUAAAGCCUUCUGGUUUCUUCUGGGUUCCCUUGCAACCUUACAAUUCCUAUAUGUGUUCUUGUAUUGUAUUGUAUUUUGCCUAAAUAAAAGUGAACUGAACUGAACUGAACAAAUCGAACUGAACGCCUUGCUAAAGUUUGAAAUCUCGGCAACGCGAAACUGCAAACGCGUAACUGCGGUUUGCGGUUUAAGGUUUGCGGUUUACCUGAUGCUAAAGGUCUCUAUUAAGCAUCGCGUUUACGGCAAACGGCAAACGGCAAACGCGAGAUUCAAGUUGAGAAAUUUUCAAAAUGAGAAAUGAGCAGUUAAAACAGCUUAAAACAAUUCUUAUGGAUAGAGUUGGGGUGAAUCUACCGAAUUUUGUGUACUUUUAAUGAACAGUAAACGACAAGGGGAAACUUAGUCACGUGGUAAGAGUUAACGUUUGCCGUUUGCCGUAAAUGAAGCUGGUUCACGCGUGCGCACUACGUAGUAUUGAGAAAAUCUCGUUCUCGAAGUCAUCCUCGUCUCAGAAUCUCAAGAUCUCUAAUAAUUAGGAUCAACCUUAUCUUCGUGCGCAGAUACUCCCGGUCUUAAGAACAAAGAGAAGGUGACACAGCUUCAGUCCAAAGUAAACAGCCACUUGCGUGACUACUGCGUGUCACUCUACCCACAGAAAACGAACCGGCUUGGUAAGCUGCUGCUUUGUCUGCCAACGCUUCGCUUGUUUAGCGAAAAGGCCAUGGAGAACUAUGUAGCCCUAGAAUUUUUCGGCAAGUUGGAUAUGCCUCCUUUGGUGGCGGAGCUCUUAGAGUAAGGUUAGCGUGACGGGGUGACAAUUUACUACGCGUCUUAUGCCUUCAAGAACUGAAGAUCAGAUGCUGAGACGAGAGAUUCUUGCAGUCUUGACUGGAACACAUUCGUUGCGCUCGCAACCACACUAACGGUCAUCGUUGUAAGUAUUAUAUCCGUCAAGUUUUAUAGCUCACUUUAGAAAAGAGUAAUAGCCUGGGACCCAGACUAAGCGCGCACACAUUUAUGGGAUUGUUUGGGAGGACAGUUCGAGCCGCCACCUUGAAUUAUGACGAGACAUGCAAGUUGUUGUGGGAACUUGUGCACAAAUAACUUCAGGAACUUCCCUGGUCUGGCAUUUUAUAGAAUGUCAAAGGCAAAACGUAUCUAGCGAGAAUAUGUACGUUUGCUUGGGAACGCUAAUUUGAAGUUGAACUCGGAUAGCACAUGGAUUUGCGUUCUUCUGGUUUUUCUCGAAGUAAAAUCGCCCCAGGCACAUCUUCCCUCAGCUUCAGAAUUUCAUGUUG